Trichoplusia ni (cabbage looper) is the source of this 3153-nucleotide messenger RNA. RefSeq lists its product as uncharacterized. The transcript has 12 exons. Lineage: Eukaryota; Metazoa; Arthropoda; Insecta; Lepidoptera; Noctuidae. Gene Ontology annotation, molecular function: zinc ion binding. The record is from RefSeq and is a predicted model, not a curated record. The coding region runs from base 252 to 1955 and encodes 567 amino acids.
AGCGUGAACAUCGUGAAGUUAGUUGCCUUUGCUAAUAUAGUCUGUGGUUAUGGGAUUCACCGAAAGUGUUCACAUAAAAAUGUUUUUACUUCAAAUGUGUAGAUAAACCUAAUAAAUUAAUGAAAGUAUUAUUUUUUUCUAUUGACUACCGACAAAAAAUUAAUAAAAAAACAAAGUAUUAGAGUGAACUGUGAAAAGGUUAAAUUGGCAUUUACAAUUGAGUGCAAGUUAAAUAAUUAAAAAAUAAAGAAAUGAGCCGUAGAAUGGAAGUUGUCGAAACGAAAAGGUGUCCGAAUUGUCAUCGCGAUAUCCCGACGGUAAACUUCACGAUUCACAACGUGCACUGUUCGCGGAACAUCUGCAUGUGUCCAGUCUGCAAGGAGCCGGUGCUGCAAGUCGAGCUCAGCAAGCACCACGAGCAAAACCAUAAACUACUGCCCUGUAAAAAGUGUGGCGAGAGCGUCUGCGGCACUGACCUCGAAGACCACAUUAGAGACUCAUGCGCACACACUAUCAAGACAUGCAGGUUCUGCGACUUGGAGUUGCCUCGUCGCGACCUGCCCGGCCACGAGAGCUACUGCGGGGUCCGCACGGAGCAGUGCCCCGACUGCCGCGAGUGGGUCAUGAUCAAGUACCGCCAGCUGCACCUCGACUCCAACCACGGGUUCAUACGGCUUGACGACGAUCCCGCUCCCAUACCAAAGAGCAACGCAUCGAACCCGUUUGUGAGUAAGCUGACGAACACAGAUCCGUCCACCAGCAAUGGGGUGGCCAAGCCGAGCACCAGCUUCGUCGCCAACGGUCUCAAGAACAUCAACCUUAACGAUAGACCUCGGACUGAGAUAAGGUAUUUCAACAGUGGCAGUUCCAGCUCCAUUUCCUCGUCAUCCGCGUCCAGCAACAGCGAGGGUCUGAACGACUGGCGGCAGCAGUCCGUCGACGGGAACAGCUCCAAGGUCUCCGCCAAGAGGACCAACGAUCAGCCGCAGAUCAACACCAACGUAGCUGCUCCCAACAAAGUCGAGAAGAACUUGAGUAUAUCUCGCGGCGCGGUAAAGAAGCGUCCUGCCCCGAAGCCGCCCGGCCGCUCCCCGCCGCGCUCCCCGCUGCGCGACCUGCCCUACCACAGCGCGCUGCAGCGGCAGCAGCAGGAGGAGCGGGACAGGCACGAACAGACCGCCUACAACCUGUCCGUCGGUUUACCACCAGUCCUAAACCCAGCAGCGAAACUAGAAAAACUGCGCAAGAUGGACGCCCUAAUGAACACAGACAAUGAUAUGGACCACCGAAGUCGAGCGAAGGGGAAAGGCAAGAGUCCUAUCAAUCAAGCCAACGCAGGACCUUCAAACGAGAACCAGGACAGGCGGCAGGAGUUCAAGAACCUCAAGCCGAUGUCCCCGCAGGAGUUCAUGGAGAGGUUCAGUGAACUGCAGCUGCGGGGGGACGGGGAGGACGAGGCUAUGAACGGGGGGGAUGAGGGGAGGAGGACAAGUGGGGACAGGUUCAGUGAGAUCAAGUCUUCGUUACGAGAGCUGCGGAGAGGAUUGAAUGAGGUGACGGCGCCAUACCACUCGAACCCAAACAUCAGCGCUAAUAACAACAACAAUAAUGGUAACGAGCGCGGAGGCAGGUCAGGCCGCGCGUCGCCCAGCCCCGACGCCGUGCGGCUGCCGUGCGAGUUCUGCAACUCACUCAUACCCGCACACAACCUGGUGCAGCAUCAGACGGGUUGCCGGCCGGACCUGGCUCAGCUGCGGCCGCGUAGCCCGUCCCCCGCAGGCGCGGCGGCGCUGGCCCGCGUAGCGGACGACGACGUAGCGGGUGUCGUAGCCCCGCCCGAGGUCUACGAGCCCGUCAUCCCCUGCGAGUUCUGCACGCAGUCGCUGCCUGUAUACCUCAUCAGCGAACAUCAGGAGCGUUGCAGCCGCGAGACCAACCUGCUGUACCCAGACUGAAGCAGUCUUCCUAAGUCAACUUUUAAGCUAUCUGACUAUUCUGUUCACUCUUAAGGCAAUUUUAUUAAAUUGUCUCAUUAGAUCUUUGUUUUGUAGUGUGCGGUAAAAUUAUAUUAUUUCUGUCGGCAGCUUUUGUAUAGGAAAAACGGUUAUUUGUAUUUUAAAUAGGUAAAUGUAGGCAAGUGAAAAGUUGAUUUAAAUUGAUGGCAAGAGAGAACAUUAGCUUCGUACAUAGAAAAGAUCCUUUUGAAUACCUAUCGGAUAAGUAAACUGCCAAAAGUAAUAACAAUAUCGUAAGUUAAUAAAACUACCCUUUAAAGUGAUAAAAAAUGUGGAGUUUUCCACCACAGUCUGGUUUAUCAAGGCUUCCUAAAUAGAUCUGUUACAAAAGGGCCAAAAACUAGUAUUAAAGUUAAAUAUAGAGUCUCAUUUAAAGUUGCUUCAAAUUUUAUUUAUUAUAUACUUUGCCAUACAAAUUGAUCUCUAAGACGCUUAUUUUGUAUGGAUUGAAACUGGGAAUAGGGUAUUGGACCAUAGAGGAUAGAGGCUCGAAUAGACUUGAACGAAGUGACUUAUUAAAAUCCUCUUAAGAAUGAGUAAGUAUACGACCAUGAAGGUUUUAAAUCAAAAGGUUUUGUAUUAUCCUGAUCAUAGGAUGGUCGGGAAGGAACAUUUCAGGUGCUUUAUUUGUAUUUUUAACCCUUGUCACAAUUUUAACGGGCUUAGGUCGAGUACACAGUUCAUGACGCUUAGCGGCAUUAAAUUACUAUUUGCAUUAUCUUGAAAAGUCCUUUGUGUGGGAGUUCCUUGCUCAUGUACCUAAGCAAGCAAUUUUAUUGAUUGUCAAUAUAAAUACUCCCUUCGCAACCCAGGUUUAAUGCAUCUGUUUGGCUGGACCAAGUAUGUAUCAUUAAGCAGAUUAUAAGGCAGGCACUUAUAAUUGCGAAAGAAUAUGUUAUCAAAUUUGCAAAAUGAGAAAACCUCAUUAAAAAACCGUUUCUAUUUUUACUAUUAAAAUUGAAACCUCCAAUAAUCGGUUAUUAGAAAACACUUACUUUUAUAACAAAGUUGAUAGAUAUAUGUUGGUAGUAUAAAAAUAAGAUGUAAAGUUUCUGCAUUAGUCAUAUAUAUUUUACUAGCUGUUGCCCGCGACUUCGUCCGCGUGUUAGAAGAUAUAAGUUAGGAAUUUUUGAACGGC